UCUCCCCCAGAGUCAGUACUAUAAGCUCCUGCUUAGCGCCUCACUAGCAAAACGCACCUACAGAACCUCACUAGCAAAACCCACCUUCAGAAAACUCCCUCAUUUCUCUUCAACCCCUUUUCUUUUCUUUUCUUUUCUUUUUCUUUUUUUUUCUUUUUUUUGUGAUUCUCUCUCCCCUUCCUUCCUCAGAGUUCAUAAAUAAGAUAGAGAAUUGAUGUCAGUUAUAAUCCAUUAGUCACUGCUUAUGGUCUAGACAAUACCCAUCUUGUUUUUAUCAUCUUGCCAUUUUUCCUAUCCCCUCUCUAUUUCUAGUGAGAAAGAUAAGGGCAUUUUAGUUAUUGUUCUAAGGUGGGACUGUUGGUUGUUUACAAUAGAGAGAAGUGUCUCCUUACCCACCAGCAGUCUGCAUUGUUGCAUUGUUAUCUGAAUUUGGUGCAUUUCUUUCUUUUUGGUAUAAUUCUUGUCCUUGAGGAAAUGAAGUGUGCAUCCAAAGUCAAGAAAGUCCAAGACACCCCUUGUUGUUCUUUUCUUCUGUGUGAAAAAGGGUCAUGGGAUGCAUGUGUCUGAGUGAUGUCAGACCCAAAACAUCAGCUCUAACUUUCAUAUUCUACUUGUUUUGUAUUCUUAAUUCUUCUCUUUUUUAAUUCUUUUUUCUUUCCUUCUUUCCCCUUUCUCUCUCUUCCUCUCUUUCUCUAACAAGGGUUUGCUAGAGAAAUAAAGAAAUGGGAUUGAUCUUAAAGAGUCCCAAGAAUCAAAGACCCAAAGCAGCUGCUAAUUUAAUCAUUUGGGCGUAUGAUUCUCUUGUGUGUUUCCUUCUUUCGUUUUUGCUGUCAUUAGAAGAAAAGAACGUGUGAAUUUAGCUUACUCUCCAACCCAAAAAAGAAAAAAAGAGUUUCAAUGUCUUGUUUCUUUAACUUCUCUUGGGCCUCUCUACAAGCAAAAUGAAGAAAUGGUUACUCAGCGUGGUGCCUGAAGAAUCUCAAAGGCUAAUUCUCUAGUGUGUUUCUUUCUUUCCUUCAAGAGAGAGCGAGAGAGAGAGUGGUGGGUUUUCUAAGUAAAAAGUCUCAAGAAUAUCAACCAAACCCAAAUAGUAGUUGCUAACUUAUCCAGCUGGGUCUAAUUCUCUUCUUUCUUACCUUGUCUGUUUUGUCUUCGAAGAAAAAGAGAGAGAGAGAGAGAGAGAGAGAAUGGAUAUUUCUGGUCAUCAAGGAGACAUCCCACUCCCAAUAAGCAGCAGCUAUGGUGGGUGUCAUGGUCAUGGACACAUCAUCCAUGAACCCCCUCCUCACAACCACAUCAUCCCAUCUACAGCUCCCCUUCUACCAUCGAAUGGCCCCACCCCUCCUAUUUUGGAGGACCACAUGCCCUACAAGAAGAUGGCGGUCAAGUACAGGGAAUGCCUCAAGAACCAUGCAGCUUCCAUGGGUGGGAAUGCAACAGAUGGGUGUGGUGAGUUCAUGCCCAGUGGAGAGGAAGGAUCCCUUGAAGCCCUCAAAUGCUCAGCUUGCGGUUGCCACAGGAACUUCCACAGGAAAGAUAUAGAAGGUGGUGAGUCCUCAUGUGAUUGCUACAAAGGCAGGAAGAUGGUGGGCCACAAGGGUGUCUUCAUUGCAGGGUCAGAGGCCUUUGCGUACCCUACACCAGGCACUCUGAUUAGGCCACCUCCUCAUAUGAUACUGUCCUACAACAUGGGUCUGCCCUCAGAGUCAGAUGAGCAGGAAGGUGGUAGUGCUGGUGGUGGUGGUGGGACCCUUGCAAGGCCCCCUUUGUUGAAGAAGAGAUUUAGGACCAAGUUCACUCAAGAACAGAAGGACAAGAUGUUGGGUUUUGCAGAAAAGGUGGGGUGGAAAAUCCAAAAGCAAGAAGAAGAUGUGGUCCAGCAGUUCUGUCAGGAGAUCGGAGUGAAGAGGAGAGUUCUCAAGGUAUGGAUGCACAACAACAAGCACAGCCUGGCAAAGAAGACCUCCACAACUUGAAAUGAUUUCUCCUUUGUUAGAUUUGUAUUUUUCUUCUUUUGUCAGAAGAUCAUAGCAAAGUUCAUGCAGAGGGCCAGGUGGGUUUAUCAGAUUUUAGUGUUUUUAUUUUAAUCUUGUUCUUUCUCUGCUUUUUUUUAAAAUGGCAAGGUAAUGUAGCUUAGGGAAGGGUUUGGUAGAUUUGAGUUGUGGGUCUUUGUGUUUAUCCAUUGUAGAAUUUUUAUUUAAAUGUUUAAGAUGGUAUAGCAUUUGGGUUCUUAGUCUUCU
Molecule: messenger RNA, 2240 nt
Organism: Magnolia sinica
Lineage: Eukaryota; Viridiplantae; Streptophyta; Magnoliopsida; Magnoliales; Magnoliaceae
Product: zinc-finger homeodomain protein 4
Exons: 1
Coding region: 1188-1976 (262 amino acids)
Biological process (GO): regulation of developmental process; regulation of DNA-templated transcription
Cellular component (GO): nucleus
Molecular function (GO): DNA-binding transcription factor activity; transcription cis-regulatory region binding
Source: RefSeq, a predicted model, not a curated record